Messenger RNA from Necator americanus (New World hookworm), 1536 nucleotides. RefSeq lists its product as uncharacterized. The transcript has 13 exons. Bases 1 to 1536 code for a protein of 511 amino acids. Gene Ontology annotation, biological process: ubiquitin-dependent protein catabolic process; positive regulation of proteasomal ubiquitin-dependent protein catabolic process; protein polyubiquitination. Gene Ontology annotation, cellular component: nucleus; cytoplasm; ubiquitin ligase complex. NCBI's taxonomy places the organism in Eukaryota, Metazoa, Nematoda, Chromadorea, Rhabditida, Ancylostomatidae. Gene Ontology annotation, molecular function: zinc ion binding; ubiquitin protein ligase activity; ubiquitin conjugating enzyme binding. The record is from RefSeq and is a predicted model, not a curated record.
AUGAGUGGUUUGAAGACUAAGGUCGCCUGCUCAGCGGUUGUGAAUUGCCAUCAUGAAAAAGCAGACUCCGAUGACUUUUGUUCAGUCGUUGACAGUUCAUUUCAUAAUGCCAUCAGCGAAGACGAUGGAAUUGCUAUGGAGCAAGAAGACACUAGUCGAGAAGUUCUCAAAGAAACACCAAAUCUUGAGGCGAAGGUGAUGACGAUUGAAGAUCUUGGUCGUGAAAUGAACGAGAUCAUCGACGAAGUAUCUGCAAUUCUUAGAAUAGGUCGUGGACAUUGUCGUAUCCUUUUACACAAGUUCAACUGGAACAAAGAAAGUCUACUAGAAAGAUAUUACGAAAAUCCUGAUACUGAUGCUUUCCUGCGAAGGGCUCAAGUAUUGCCGCGGAAAGCAGCACCUCCUCCAAAAUCUUCUGUUGGAGAAUGCGAUAUUUGCUGUAACACUGCUCCAUUGGGUGGUCUGGACUGUCAUCACUGGGCUUGUUCUUGUUGUUGGCAAAUGUAUCUCAACACCAAGAUUAUGAACGAUGCUACAAGCGAAAUCCAAUGUAUUUUUAAUGGUUGUCAACUGCUUAUUCAGGAUGAAAAAGUCAUGCAAUAUAUUCAAAGUGAGGCAGUCCGUAGUGCAUACCAACGCUUGAAAAUUAAUAGCUUCGUCGAAGGAAACCGCCUUCUCAAAUGGUGUCCAGGCCUCGAUUGCGGAAAGGCGCUCAAGGUUGAGGUUGGUUACUCGGAGCCACGACCCGUGGUUUGCUCAUGUGGGAUGCGAUUUUGCUUCGGAUGUGCUCAUGAAUGGCAUGAACCAGUCAACUGUCGCUUACUUAAACUUUGGCUGAAGAAGUGUAGUGAUGAUUCAGAGACUAGUAAUUGGAUCAAUGCAAAUACGAAAGAAUGUCCGAAGUGUCAGGUUACAAUUGAGAAGGACGGUGGUUGCAACCAUAUGGUCUGCAAAAACACAGCAUGCCGCAUGGAAUUCUGCUGGAUCUGCCUGGGUCCAUGGGAACCACACGGAAGUAGUUGGUACAAUUGCAAUAGGUACGAUGACACCCGGGCGAAACAGGCACGGGACGCUCAAGAACUUUCACGCGCUAAUCUCCAACGUUAUCUCCAUUAUUACAAUAGGUUUAUGAAUCAUCAGCAAAGUUUGAAGCUUGAAAACAAACUAUAUGCGACCGUGAAGGGAAAAAUGGAACUGAUGCAACUACAGUCUAUGUCUUGGAUUGAAGUCCAGUUUCUGCGCAAAGCUGUGGAUGUUCUUUCUGAGUGUCGCAGAACGCUCAUGUAUACUUAUGCGUUUGCAUAUUACCUUAAGCGAGAUAACCAUGCAGAAAUCUUUGAAGGGAAUCAAAGGGAUCUCGAGAUGGCUACAGAGCAACUUUCACAGUUCCUUGAACGUGACUUAGAGAACGAAAAUUUGGUCACUCUCAAACAAAAGGUGCAAGACAAUUAUCGUUACGUGGAUCAACGCCGUCUGGUGCUACUCAAGCAUUGUCAGGAAGGCACUGAACGAGAUAUUUGGCAGUAUACUGCAUGA